CGCGCUCGGCACAGAAUCGAGUGCCACUGCACGCUGCAAACUAAAAUCUGAGGCUGGACUCUGUCAAUCCGCAUCCGCGAAGCCCGUGGCAGUGCCCCUUCUUCACCAACCUCGUCGCUCCUGCCGCCCCCGCUAAGGGCAAGACCCGCUUAUUUAGCACCCACCGACACUUGCCUCUCUUUGCACAGAACACACCUACCACAUCACCUCUACCCGCAACCUCGACCUCGAUCGAAUCUCUCUACCUCCAAACCUUACACCCUAUCUAAUCCGUCAACAUGGAAGAGGAAGUCGCGGCUCUCGUCAUCGACAAUGGUUCGGGUAUGUGCAAGGCCGGUUUCGCCGGUGACGAUGCGCCCCGAGCAGUCUUCCCCUCCAUUGUCGGCCGACCGCGCCACCAUGGUAUCAUGAUUGGUAUGGGCCAGAAGGACUCCUACGUCGGUGAUGAGGCACAGUCGAAGCGUGGUAUCCUCACGCUCCGAUACCCCAUCGAGCACGGUGUGGUUACCAACUGGGACGACAUGGAGAAGAUUUGGCACCACACCUUCUACAACGAGCUGCGUGUUGCCCCCGAGGAACACCCCGUCCUGCUCACCGAGGCUCCCAUCAACCCCAAGUCCAACCGUGAGAAGAUGACCCAGAUCGUCUUCGAGACCUUCAACGCUCCUGCGUUCUACGUCUCCAUCCAGGCCGUCCUGUCCCUGUACGCCUCCGGUCGUACCACUGGUAUCGUGCUUGACUCCGGUGACGGUGUCACUCACGUUGUCCCCAUCUACGAGGGUUUCGCUCUUCCCCACGCCAUCUCCCGUGUCGACAUGGCUGGUCGUGACUUGACCGACUACCUCAUGAAGAUCCUUGCCGAGCGCGGUUACACUUUCUCCACCACUGCCGAGCGCGAAAUCGUCCGUGACAUCAAGGAGAAGCUUUGCUACGUUGCUCUUGACUUCGAGCAGGAGAUCCAGACUGCCAGCCAGUCCUCCAGCUUGGAGAAGUCGUACGAGCUUCCUGACGGUCAGGUCAUCACCAUUGGCAAUGAGCGCUUCCGUGCUCCUGAGGCUCUCUUCCAGCCUUCUGUCCUUGGUCUUGAGAGCGGCGGUAUCCACGUCACCACCUUCAACUCCAUCAUGAAGUGCGAUGUCGACGUCAGGAAAGACCUGUACGGCAACAUUGUCAUGUCUGGUGGAACCACCAUGUACCCCGGUAUCUCCGACCGUAUGCAGAAGGAAAUCACCGCCCUUGCACCCUCAUCCAUGAAGGUCAAGAUCAUCGCUCCCCCGGAGCGCAAGUACUCCGUCUGGAUCGGUGGUUCCAUCUUGGCCUCGCUCUCCACCUUCCAGCAGAUGUGGAUCUCAAAGCAGGAGUACGACGAGAGCGGUCCCUCGAUCGUUCACCGCAAGUGCUUCUAAGCAUGCUCCUGCGUACGGUCUCAGACAUUAUGGCAAGCCUAGUAGCGGAGGCAUCAUGUUGGCGCUCUGUUAUCACCAGGAUUUGAUCGCGACGAAGGUUCAUAAAAUGGCGACUCGCGCAAGGGGAUGGAUAAUGCCG
Messenger RNA from Paraphaeosphaeria sporulosa, 1545 nucleotides. RefSeq names its product Actin, gamma. The record is from RefSeq and is a predicted model, not a curated record. The transcript is spliced from 8 exons. Lineage: Eukaryota; Fungi; Ascomycota; Dothideomycetes; Pleosporales; Didymosphaeriaceae. Bases 279 to 1406 code for a protein of 375 amino acids.